CGCUCGGCGUUAUUCUACGAACCACAGUUGAGUGCGGCUUUUCUAUUUGAAACAGUUAACUAUGUUGAAGACUACCAUUGUCCUUUUAAUAAUAUGUCGCGAAAUUUUGGGAUUGACAAGCAAAAACGAAGAUGACGUCAGUGAGUUUGGCCCAACCAAACAUUUAAACAGUUUACUAUUGAAGCCAGCUAUUCGUUAUUUUGAUAAGAGUGAAAUUAAUGAAAUAUCUAAUGAUUAUGUGUACAAAGUAUCGUCACCAAGUGAUAUAGAUGAAGCUGAAAAUAAUAAUGAAAACUUUAUGAUAAAGGCUAAACCAAAACCUAUUGACAUUGGUCCGUAUAAUUUGAUCCAGCGCCUAGAUGAAAUGAAGUACAUGGUAUUAUGGCUGAAUUUGUACUGCGGCAUGCAUCCGGAUUGUGACAAAAAGAAGCUAAAUGAAGAACUACAGAGGAUGGUGUCGAGUGUCGGUAUACAAAAUAGUUAAGGAAAUACACGAUAUUAAAAACAAUCGUCUUGAGCAAUAGCAGUAAAAAAUAUUAAAAGGCCCCUUAUCUAGUAAAGAGUAAUGAUUCCACUAACGCGCUAUCAUCAAAGUUCAAAAGGGUAGAAGCUAUCAGUUUGCUCAAUAUUUCAAGAUUAUACAGUCGCAUAUUCAGUUUGGAGAAAGAUAUACAUAAAGUGAAACAGCUAUCAGAUUUUAAAAUGAAGCUCGUCCCAGUAGUUUUAUUAUGUGUAUUUUUAAUAAGUGAAUACAACACAGCUGAUGGAAAAAUCGUAAAUAAUAUAUUUGAAAAGGUACACAAUACUGCUGAAAAGGUGAAGGAAGAUGUUCAUAACUUAUUUCAGCCAUUAAGGAAUCGUUUACACCACAACAAAAAUGAUGAUGCAGGAAAAAUUACGUUUGAAGAAGAAACGAGUGCUGAAAAGGAAAAGGAAAAACACACAGUUGAAACUACAAGUUUGAAACCAACGACAACUACUGAAGGCAAAGCAGUUAGUACUUCUUCAGAGUCGACUGUAAGUAGGAUGGUGUUUCCAACAGAAGAACCGCUGGCUACUACCACUAAGAGUAGUAACGGCACCGACAAAGAUGGAAAGGAAAAUUUCAGUGGAGGUUGUCUAGCUGGGUACCAACGCACCUCUGAUGGGAGAUGUAUGCCUACAUUUUGACUAAAACCAAUUUAAAAGUCUUAAACACAUCUUGUAUGAAAUCAUUUAAUAAAUCACUUGUAAAUUGA
This is a messenger RNA of Ostrinia nubilalis (European corn borer), 1238 nucleotides long. It is a transcript of the gene Pp, whose product is annotated as growth-blocking peptide, long form-like. The transcript has 2 exons. The coding region runs from base 703 to 1170 and encodes 155 amino acids. The record is from RefSeq and is a predicted model, not a curated record. Lineage: Eukaryota; Metazoa; Arthropoda; Insecta; Lepidoptera; Crambidae.